Sabethes cyaneus is the source of this 3553-nucleotide messenger RNA. Its product is annotated as spermatogenesis-associated protein 20. Gene Ontology annotation, biological process: carbohydrate metabolic process. Lineage: Eukaryota; Metazoa; Arthropoda; Insecta; Diptera; Culicidae. The record is from RefSeq and is a predicted model, not a curated record. The coding region runs from base 152 to 2812 and encodes 886 amino acids. The transcript has 5 exons.
AACGGAAGAUCAAGUGUAGUGGCAGUUUGCAGACUAAUUUCAUAUUUUCCCAAUUUCAAAAGUUUGUGAUUGAUACGAGCAGUUUUUGUGUUAUAAAUGUUAACUGCUUGAAACUUGGCACGCGCCCCAGUCGUUCGGAACGGCUCAGGCAAUGUUACUAAGUAUAUCAGCGAAGGUGAACCAUCUAGUAGGUUAUUUGCGCACCAGUUCUAUUCCGACUGGAGGCGGGUUCAUCAGAUCAUACCAGCAACGGAACAUCCUCAAAGCUUCACCGGUAGCUGAAUCUCCACGCCAGUGCAGUCGUUGUAAUCACAGCGGUAACAGUAAUAAUAACAUCAAGAGCAGGAAUAUUUACCAGCAUCCAGAAUCACUCGCUUGUUGUCAGCAUCAUCAGCGACAGCAGCAUCGUAAUUACCAUUACUGCCGUCAGCAUCAAUACGCAGAGACAGUCACGUUCACCGAUCGAUAUCGGCUACUAUUGCGACCAGCAGCAGGUCACCGAGUGCAACGCUCCAGUGAACAAGUUUGUCACCUUUCAACCGGUAACAUCGUCAUGGCAUCCGGCGGCGAAGCAUCCAGUGGUGGUGGUGACAAGCCAAAACAUACCAAUCGUUUGAUUCACGAGAAGUCACCCUAUCUGUUGCAGCAUGCUCACAAUCCGGUCGACUGGUACCCGUGGGGCGAGGAAGCAAUCGCCCGUGCCAAAGCGGAGAACAAAUUGAUCUUCCUCUCCGUUGGCUAUAGCACCUGUCACUGGUGUCACGUGAUGGAGAAGGAAUCCUUCGAGAAUGAGGAUGUAGCGGAAAUUAUGAACGAAAAUUUCAUCAAUGUGAAGGUCGAUCGCGAGGAGCGACCAGAUAUUGAUAAACUGUACAUGACUUUCAUACUGCUAAUCAACGGCUCUGGAGGAUGGCCAAUGUCGGUUUGGUUAACACCGGAUUUGGCCCCGGUUACGGGAGGAACGUACUUUCCACCCAAAGAUCGCUGGGGAAUGCCCGGAUUCACGACCAUAUUGCUUAAGCUGAAAAUUAAAUGGGCAACCGAUAAAGAAGAUUUGGCUGCUACUGGUCUCUCGAUUAUUGAGGCCAUACAAAGGAAUGUAGAGGAAAAGCACAAGGAAGAACCGGAGCGAAUUUACACUCCGGAGGAAAAAUUCAAACAAUCCAUCGCUAUUUACAAACGGAACUUCGAUCCGGUUUGGGGAGGUUCGCUGGGUGCGCCCAAGUUUCCGGAAGUGUCAAAGCUGAAUUUAAUUUUUCAUUUGCACCUGCGGGAUCCAUCCAGCAAAAUUCUCGGUGUGGUACUGAACACACUGGACAAAAUGGCAGCCGGUGGCAUCCACGACCACGUAUUUGGAGGUUUUGCAAGAUAUUCCGUGGAUAAGAAGUGGCACGUGCCGCACUUUGAAAAGAUGCUUUACGACCAAGGGCAACUGCUGAUGGCCUAUGUGAAUGGCUAUAAAACGACCAGAAAGCAACUCUACCUGGAUGUGGCGGAUUCGAUUUUCAAUUACAUUUGCAAGGAUUUGCAACAUCCGGCUGGUGGAUUUUAUAGCGGCGAGGACGCUGAUUCGCUUCCUACCUGGGAAAGUCAGGAUAAAAUCGAGGGUGCGUUUUACGCGUGGACGUAUUCUGAGGUUCGAGAUCUAUUUAAGGCAAAUUUGGAUAAAUUUGGCGACAUGGGAAAAGUGAAUCCGGUUGAAGUCUACGCACAGCACUACGAUAUUCAGGAAACGGGGAAUGUAGAACCAAGCAGCGAUCCCCAUGGACAUCUUUUGGGUAAAAACAUUUUGAUCGUUUACGGAUCAAUCCGUGAAACAGCGGAGAAAUGUGACACCACGCCGGAAGUGGUCGUUAACAUACUGAAGGUUGGGAAUCAACUGCUGCAUGAAGUGCGAGACAAACGUCCUCGGCCGCAUCUCGACACCAAGAUCAUCUGCGCAUGGAAUGGGCUUGUUCUUUCCGGAUUGUCACAACUAGCCUGCGUUAAGGAUGCACCGAAUCGUGCGGAAUAUCUAAAAGUAGCUGAAAAACUUGUGGCUUUUAUGCGCAACAAUCUGUUCGAUGCUAAGGCGAGAAAGCUCUUACGUUCCUGCUAUGGUGAUGAAAGCGACGAAGCAAAGUCAUUGGAACAUCCCAUCUACGGAUUUAUCGACGACUAUGCUUUUCUGAUUAAAGGUCUGAUCGACUAUUAUCGUGCCUCAUUGGACAAGAGUGCCCUUUGGUGGGCGAAGGAGCUGCAGGAGAUUCAGGAUCAACUAUUUUGGGAUCAAUCUAAUGGUGCUUAUUUCUACUCGGAAGCAAAUUCCGCUAACGUUGCUGUACGACUGAAAGAAGACCACGAUGGAGCAGAACCGUGCGGUAACAGCGUGUCCGCUCAUAACCUUCUUCUGUUGGGCGACUACUUCGAGAGUGAACCCUUCCACGAGAAGGCCAGAAAAAUGUUCAAUUACUUUUCGAACGUAUCUCCUUUCGGGUAUGUUCUCCCGGAGAUGAUGUCCGCUUUGUUACUAGAUAAUUUCGGGCGUGACAUGCUGGUAGUUGUUGGUCCGGAUGGUCCACAAGCGAACGAUUUGGUAGAUGCUGUACGGGAGUUUUACAUGCCAGGAUUGAUUAUCGUACGAUUGAAUCCGAGUACACCUGAUCAGCAUUUGGCUGGUAAAACCAUUCAAAGUUUUAAAAUGGUGCAGGACGCCCCGACGGCGUACCUCUGUCACAAUAAAGUCUGUCAGUUGCCAGUUACAGAACCGGACCGUCUGACGGAGGACCUCCUGGCGAAGUAUUUAUUCGACCACGUUGAAUACGAGAAUUGAUUUUUCGAGGCCUAAGGUUCUUCGUGCGCUUCAUAAAGUAGGUAAUAAUAGUUUUUGUUACUAGCUGUGCAAUUCGAAGGAGGAACUGGUGGCCGCGUACUGAGUCAAGUAGUGUGUUGUACGUCUUGUUACGAAAGUUAAAUCAAAACGAAUGUUGAAUAGGAUAUAAUUUACCCGUCUCAUAGAAGAACAUAGUCAUACAUUUGUAAUUCAAACAGUUUAGUCAUAAAUGUUCAUAAAUGGUUUUGAAAACUGAAAAGAAACUAAUUCUAAAUCUCGUCAAAAAAAAAAACUAGAACACCGAAACAAGAAUAUCAUUACAGCCUCUAUUACAGUAGUAAACCAAUUUUAAUCAACAAUUUCUUCUAGCGUUAUCAUAAUAAUAAUCAUUUUAAUCAAAACAUAUUAUAUUCACAAAACACCCAUGUAUAUAGCAAAUCAGCAAGUUUAAAAGCGCACGAAAAUAAGUUUCUAAAACAGUGAUUUGAAGGGGAAGAGAAAAUACUCUAAUUGAACUAAGCAAACGACAUGUGAUCUAAGGUGAUGAAAUGCGCACCAGAUGAAAUAAAAACAAAUCAGUAGUGCCAAUAUUUGGUCGAUAAAGAAUAUCACGGUGGGGUGGAGGCAAGCUAGCUCAGAAUGGUUCAAAACAAAAAGAAACGGAAUUGUUUUAGCAUUAGAUGAGAAGAACUCUGGUGGCACCGCAAUAAUCAUCUUACAAAAAAUAACAGUACUAAUAAA